Molecule: messenger RNA, 3452 nt
Organism: Cygnus olor (mute swan)
Lineage: Eukaryota; Metazoa; Chordata; Aves; Anseriformes; Anatidae
Gene: LRRC75A
Product: leucine rich repeat containing 75A
Exons: 4
Coding region: 769-1875 (368 amino acids)
Source: RefSeq, a predicted model, not a curated record
AGCCGAGCCGAGCCGUGCCGAGCCUCCUCCCGGCGGGGCCCCCCCUCCGGCUCCGCGCAACAGUUGCCCCCCCAAGAAGUCGUGGCCAGCCCUGGUCCCCCCCCCCCCCCCCCAGCCCGAACCCUUGGAGAGCCCCCUCGGCUCCAGGAGGAGGAGGAGGAGGAAGAAGAGGCUGGGGGGCGAGCUGCGAGGAGCCCCCGCCGCUCUCGUCGGCCCGGUGCCGGGGGCAGGAGCCCCGCCGAGCCCGGUGCGCGCCCCCCCCCCCCCCCCCCCCCCCGCCGCAGCCAUGGAGCGGGGCGGCGGGGCCGUGCCUCGGCUCCUCCGAGCCGGGCUCGCCCGUCCUCGCCUCCUCUUGCCGGAGCGGAGCCGCCCUGCCGCCGGCCACCGGCCUCCCUGCUGAGCUGCGGGGGGCUCCGAGCCCCGGCCGGCACCCCCGAACCCUUGGUGCGCCCCCCGAGCCCUUUGGUGGGCAUCCUCCUGUCCCUUCGUGCGCCUUCCAAACUCCUUGUGCAUCCCUCUUGUGCGUCCCCCUAAACCCCUUGUGUGUCCCCCCUACCCCUUUCUGCAUCCCUCUGUGCACCCCUAAACACCCUGCGCAUCCCCCCCACCCUCCUCUGCAUCCCCCUGUGUACCCCUUUGUGCCUCCCCCUGUGCACCCCUAAUCCCCCUGUGCCUCCCCCUGUGCGCCCCCAAUCUCCUCUUGCCCCCCCUGUGUGCCCCCCACCCUCGCAUGCAGCCGCAGGGCCACGGGGGCCGGGGACGCUCGCCAUGGGCACCAAGCAGACCAAGGGCUGCCAGCCGGGCAGCGCCGGGGAGAGCCCCCCGACCCACCAGCGCAAGAAAGCGUCCCCCAGGGACCGGGGGGACUUCCUCGCCUCCCUCGUGGUGAAGUCCGGAGAGAAGUUUGGCAAGGGUGCCGGCAGCCUGCCCCCCUACCACCGGCGGAUCUGCAUGAUCCAGGACAUGCUGGUGCUGGUGAAGCAGGGGAAGCAGGAGGAGGCCACCGAGCUGCUGAGACACCUGCGGCAGGACUUAGGAAUGGAGUCGACCUCUCUGGAUGAUGUUCUCUAUCGAUACGCCAGCUUUCGAAACCUCGUGGAUCCGAUCACUCACGACUUGAUCAUCAGUCUUGCUAGGUACAUCCACUGCCCCAAGCCGGAGGGGGACUCCCUUGGGGCCAUGGAGAAGCUCUGCCGGCAGCUCACCUACCACCUCAGCCCCCACUCGCAGUGGAGACGCCAAGGCAUCAUGAAGAGGAAGCCGCAGUCCUGCCUGAAGGCCGUGCUGAUGGGCAAGCCGCAGGACAACACGGUGGACUUGUCGGGCAUCCCGCUGACGCUGAAGGACCUUGAGCGCAUCGCGUCCUACCUGCAGCACAGCUCGGAGCACAUCGACACGGUGGAGCUGUGCUUCACCGAGCUGACGGACGAGAUGCUGCUGCAGCUGCUGCCGGCGCUCUGCGUGCUGCCCCACCUCACCACCCUCUCCCUCAACGGCAACCGGCUGACCAAAGCCAUCCUGCGGGACCUCACCGAAACCCUGAAGGACCCCAAAAAGUUCCCCAGCGUCACCUGGAUCGACCUCGGCAACAAUGUGGACAUCUUCUCGUUGCCCCAGCCCUUCUUGGUCAGCCUCAAGAGACGAUGCCCCAAGCAAGGCAACUUACCGACCAUCCUGGAGUUCGGCGAGGGGCAGGUGAGCGAUUUGGAGAGCCAGGAUGGCCAGGCCGAGAGCCAGGAGGACCUGCAAGCCGACGAGGGUGAUAAAACUGGAGCGGGCAUGACCGACAGCACAGGCUCUCAGCCGACGGACAGGACGGUGGAGGCUGGGACGCUGCCAGGCUCGGAGCAAGGUGCCGCCACACCACAGACGUGAUGCUCGGCUCCGCAGUGGGCGCGUUGGGCAGGGGUGGCAAACCCGAGACCUCCACAACGGGGGUCCUGGCAGAGGGUGGACGCAGGCGGCGGGGAUGCUCUGGGAGUGCAGAGCAUCGCCUGCCUCCCCUGCGAUGAACGUCGACGUCGUUCUUCUUGACGAACACACGGACGGGAUGGCGGUGAAUAUUUACGUUGUAGGAAAGCUGGCCGGGUAUUUUUAAACAUUAGUGCUAUGCUUUUUUAACUCCUUAAAAACGCAUUGUCAAGGUGGUGUAAGACAAGGCCCUUAGAAGAGCACAGAACCGGAGAAGGAAGGUGACCAGGUCUUACAGGAUCCCGGCUGGUCAGACAGAUGCCACAGCAGGACUUCAGACCUCUCCCACUCUGACUUCAGGAGCUGCUGCUGAAUAGCGUGCCUGGUGAGAUGAGCCCAAAGCCUGAUCGCACGCUAAGCGGGGAUGUUCCCGCUACCAGCAUGCCAGCCCCACGGGAGGGCUUUGCCUUCCUGGUGCUGGCGCGGAGCUAGAUCCCGUGCCUGGAUGCUGCCCUCUCCAGCCUUACCAGAACUGGGCUGGCCCCGCUGCCCGCCUGGGGUUUAUUUGGCUGUAAAAUCCCCUUUCCCACCGGCCUUGCUGCUGUGAUGACUCCAGGCCUUCCUUGAGGUACCUGGAGCUGGCACCAGGGCACUUGGUCUGUCCCAGGGAGUGAGCUGUGAAGUCCAGAGCUGGGGCUCAGCUCAGGCUCGUUGCUGUUACUGCCAGAAGAGGCCACAAUCCCAGAGGUUUUUAAAAAAGAAAAAAAGAAAAAAAGAAACCCAGCCCCUGGGGUUUUCUCCCCUGUGUCACUGCCAUUCAGGACUGGGUGGAUGCGACCAGCCAAAGCCUCAAAGCCUCAGAAAGGUUUUUGCGUCACUUGGCUGUGUUCACCCCCACCCGGACCAGAAGUGCUUUGUUUGUAAAAUGUUUUGCUCUGUUUUUUUUUUUUAAGAGACAUUGAUUUUAUUUUAUUUUUGGAUGGAAAACAGAUCACAACAGAGCAUCAGCGUGGGAAUGCACUUUGGCUUCUGAACCAGAUUUUCAUUUGAUCCUAAACCUGGGGGAGGGCAGGAAAGUGGGAAAUACUUCCCCUCCCAUUCAAAGGACCAAACAGGACUCCCCUUGCUGAGAGGGAGCCCCUCUGUAUCUGUUCACAGCCCUUCCCCUGACCAGCCUUGCAGCAUCAUUUUCUGCCUCGGAGCAGUGACCCUCUGGCUUUGAUUUUUCUGGGUGUAAACAGACUUUUUGAUCGUUCUUUGGGUUCUCUUUGUUUAACAUCACUGCACAGGAAGCUGCACACCAUUUCCAGGGGGGUUCAUGCUGUUGGUUGUUGUUUCUCCUCCAUAUGCAAGUAAGUAACUUAGAAGAAACUCUGCUACUCGUUUUACUACAUUUGGCAAAGUUCAGUAUGAUUUGCAUGUAUCCAAGCCUUUUUUUUAAUGCUCUUUCCAACAGGCAUGAAGAAUCUUUGCAGUGAAUAAACUGUUCUGUUUGAAAUAAAGGAGCUAUCCGUAAUCAAAAUAAAUGACAAUGUUUAAUA